UCUGAAAGAAAAAUAUCAAUAUAUUGUAUUUGACAAAACAUGGAAUGAUCGUAAUGCUGAUAAUUUAUUAAGUGGCAGCUUAGAAAGAUGGGCUGUACAAAAUGUCAGUGCUGAUGGCCAAGAGAAUGAUCGAGGAAUUUCCACUAUUAUCACUGCUACUAGUAGUCUUUGUAAUAUAGAUGUUUUGAAGGAGCAGAAUUUUGACUUUUUAAUUAAUAAUUACAAUGGUUAUAAUAGACUUUUAUUAGUUAAAUUGCCAUUUAAUAUAUUUCCUAAAUUAUUAAAAUUAUUUAAACCAUUGGAGUAUAAUGACAUCACUAAAAGAAAUAUUGAAGAUAUGUUAGUUAAUGCAUCUAAUAUUUUAACCGAGAUUUCUCAAUAUACUGAUUUAGAACACAAG
Scutellospora calospora is the source of this 400-nucleotide messenger RNA. The record is from the annotation of a GenBank genome assembly. Lineage: Eukaryota; Fungi; Glomeromycota; Glomeromycetes; Diversisporales; Gigasporaceae.